Molecule: messenger RNA, 2887 nt
Organism: Filobasidium floriforme
Lineage: Eukaryota; Fungi; Basidiomycota; Tremellomycetes; Filobasidiales; Filobasidiaceae
Exons: 5
Coding region: 39-2726 (895 amino acids)
Biological process (GO): maturation of SSU-rRNA from tricistronic rRNA transcript (SSU-rRNA, 5.8S rRNA, LSU-rRNA)
Cellular component (GO): nucleolus
Source: RefSeq, a predicted model, not a curated record
CUCUCUCUCUAGAACGAACGGACGACAUCCUUAUCAACAUGUCGAACAAAUCCAAAAAGGGCGACCCUUCGUCCCGCGCAAAAUCGACCUCGACCCUGAACUCGGCACCCGCUCACACUCAACCCUUGCCUCCCCACCCUUCCCUAUCCAGCUUCAACCCCACCAAAACACAUUUCGCCGCCGUCGUAUCUGCUGGAAUUGCUGGCGGUCAACGCUUACGAUGUUGGGACGUCGAGAGGAGCUCGAUCGUCAAGGAGUGGGAUCUGCCGCUGGACGUCAAGGAGGGUAAACGGGGUGCUAGGGCGGUCUUUUGGGCGAGUAUGGCUAUGGGAGGGUCUGCUGCCAGUACCUCUGGGGAAGUUGAUGCUGAGGAGGAUGGCUCCUCAAAAAAGAAGAGAAAGCGAAAGAGCGCUUCGGGCCCGGCUGGAUCGGGCACCAACGAGGAAGAGGUGGAUUGCGUCGUCGUCGUCCAGGCAGCUUCGUUGCUCUACUAUACUACCGGACAGACAGGAGCGAAACCUGCCAAGGUCGUCAACCUCUCGACGACACCAUCCACCGCUAUCGCACUGACCCGGGGAGGCGAGCACCAUAUUCUCACAGUCUCAUCCACCACCUUUGAGAUCAUCGAUCCUGUCACUGGAUCUGUACAACUCUCCACCCCGCUCCCAGAUGGUUUCACCCCAGCCUCCGUCUCAACCUCGACCUCAUCUUCUAUUCCGAUCGCCAUUUCUGUCCUGGACGACUCGGCCGAGCACGUCAACAUUGCCAUCGCCUCGACAAAUCUUACCGUCCUCACACUCCCUCUUCCUCUCAGCACGUCACUCCCCUCAAAAGAAAAGGUUCAAUGGACCCGCCCGCAAUCCAUCUCCAUCGAGCCUAUUCGAACGAUCGUCGCACUCCCCCUGGGCGGAGUCAGGUUCAUCACCGUGGAGGAGGAAUCCCGAGUCGGGACCGUUUGGUCCGCCACCCCCAACGGAUCAGGGGAACAGAACGUAGAAACCAUCGCUACGAUCCCUUCGCCUACUUCCGAACCCAUUCAUAAUAUCUCGGUCUCUAUCAACCCGGAAUCAGACGAGAUGGAGAUGUACGCGACUUCAAUGUCUGGUGAGAUCAGCAUUUACACGCUGGACGCCUCGUCGUUCACCGCUACUCAAGAUACCGAAUCUACGAACGCAAACUCGAACUCGUUGUCCUCGAGCAAGAAGAAGCGGGGCAAGAAGUCCGCGCCCGUCCCCGCGCUCAAACCUGUUUCCAAGGUCUCGGUGGUCAUUCCGAGUCUGGGGAACGAGGAUGUCGGUAUGCGGAUCUUGGCCUGUGUCAGCGCGGGAAGAGGUGGCCAAAAGCAAGAGACGGAUGGCGGUAUGGAUGUUGAUGACGAGGCACAGGAGGAGAUCGUUGUCGGGUGGAUGGGAGGUGUGGGACGAGUUCGAUGGGAGAAGAUUCGAUACCGGGAAGUUGGAGGUGGGAUCAUCCCGGAAGUGGUCGUCAAGCGAAGUGGGCAGGAACUGGUCGCCAGCGAGUCUGCAGAGGGCGCCAUUCCAUUGCAACGAUUCAAGGAAUCUACCGCGGGUGCCAACAACAACGCCACUCGAGCGCUUAUGACGGAAGAGGAAAAGAAUCUCGCUCAAAAAGACCUCGAGUUGCCCGUCGAGGGAGAUCUAGCCGAUCUGACCUUGGGUGAACGUCUGGCCGUAUUGGAGCCCGAUCACGUUCCUUCCGGUGCAAGGUCGUCAGAACGACGAAGCAAGAAGGCCGAAGAUGGGGAUAUCGAAGAGGAGGAGGAAGAGGGUCAAGACGGCGGACAAAAGCUAGGCCCGCAAUCCACCCAAUCGUUGACCCGGUUGUUAUUGCAAGCCUUGCACACGUCGGACCCGUCGCUUCUCACCCUCAUUCUGACUUCUCCCCAAAACUCGACUCCGGGCAUGAUCAGGAAUACGAUCAGGAAGCUGCCGGCAUCGAUGGCUUUGCCGCUGUUGAAGGCCUGCGUCGAGAGGCUCGGAAAGGGACGAGGGUUCGAGAAGCGAGGUGGUGGACGAGGAGGCGGGUUGAGCGGCAAGGAGGGCGGUUGUGUCGUCGCAUGGAUCCGGGGCGUCUUGGUUGAGAGAGGUAGCAUUCUGAUGACCAUCCCCUCGUUGCCUGUCCACCUCGCAUCGCUCUCGCAACUCUUGCAGAGCCGCCUACAACUUCAUACCCCUCUCCUCUCCCUAUCCGGACGGCUCGACCUUGCUUUGGCCCAGAUCGAGCUUCGAAAAUCGCUCGUACCACCAAAACCCAAGCGACAGGGAACGUUCUACGUCGAGGGAGAAUCAGAGACCGACGACGAUGACGAGGAUUCGGACGAUGGCGAAGAUAUGGACAGCGAUGUCGAGAUCGAGGGUGACGAGGAGGAUAUCGGCGAGGUCGAGGACGUGCGACUGGAAAGCCGGAGAGAGACCGAGAGUCGCAGCGCCGGCGGAGAUGAUGACGAGGCCGAUGGCGAGAUUCGUGUAAGAGCGUUGAAUGGCCGCAAGGGCAAGGCUUCGAGAGAAUUGCUAGUGGCAUCGGAUGACGAUGAUGAUGAAGAAGAGGAAGACGAGGAAGAUGAAGAGGACGAUGACGACGAGGAUGAAUAUGACGAGGACGACGACUCGGAAGAUGACCGACCAAGAGGGUUGAUCGACGACGAGGCGGACGAGGCGGACGAGGCGAGCGAUGACGAGGACGAGGACGAAGAUAUGGAAGAAUGAUCAGAUGUCCUGCCCUUGUCUUCGCAUGUGUUCGCUUUGUAUCCUUGUAGAGUCCGCUACGCCGGGCAGGUCAUGAUCCCAUUAUAACAGUAUAGAUCUUCAUACGAAGAAGGAGGGAACCCUACACUGACAGGCCGGCUCCCUAUCCCGGUAGACACUGU